AUGGCCUUUCAACCUGCUCAGAGUGCAACAACCAAAGUGAUUCUGUUAAAGGGCUGCCCCCAGACCCCCGCCUCCAGGGCCACCCCUUCGGACCCUCCCUCCGAGCUGUGCUUCGGGCCGCUGAGAACCCCUCCCCGGCACCGCUCCCCGGCCAGUGCCCCAGGACUGGCCCGGAGCCGCCGCCCCCGCAGUCCGGCCCGGGGUGCUGCCCCGGUGCCCCUGGCCGCCCCCCGCUGGGGCGGGGCGCGCGGAGGCGGGGGCGCGCUGGCGGCCGAGACGGCGGCGGCGGCGAAGACAGGCGGGCCGGGCGCGUGUCCGCGGCGCCGUGACUCGGCGGCUCCGCAGCGGCUGCAGCGGGAGGACCCGGCCGGAGCCGCCGCCGCCGCCGCCGCCGCCAUCGCAGCCGGGCGGCCGGGCCCCGCCGCGGGGAUGCCGAGGAGCCGGGGCGGCCGCGCCGCGCCGGGGCCGCCGCCGCCGGGCCGGGCACCGCGCUGGAGCCGCUGGCGGGUCCCCGGGCGGCUGCUGCUGCUGCUGCCCGCGCUCUGCUGCCUCCCGGGCGCCGCGCGGGCGGCGGCGGCGGCGGCGGCGGCGGCGGAGCGGGCGGCCGAGGCGGAGGCGCCCUUCGCCGGGCAGAACUGGCUAAAGUGCUAUGGCUAUCUGCUUCCCUCUGGCUCUCGGGUGCCCGAGCUGCACUCAGGGAAGGCCUUACAGUCAGCAGUCUCCACUAUGCAGCAGUUUUACGGAAUCCCUGUCACCGGUGUGUUGGAUCAGACAACAAUCGAGUGGAUGAAGAAGCCCCGCUGCGGGGUCCCCGAUCACCCCCACUUAAGCCGCAGGCGGAGGAACAAGCGCUAUGCCCUGACUGGCCAGAAGUGGAGGCAAAAACACAUCACCUACAGCAUUCACAACUACACCCCGAAGGUGGGUGAGCUAGACACACGGAAAGCGAUUCGCCAGGCUUUCGAUGUCUGGCAGAAGGUGACCCCGCUGACCUUUGAAGAGGUGCCAUACCAUGAGAUCAAAAGUGACCGGAAGGAGGCAGACAUCAUGAUCUUCUUUGCUUCUGGUUUCCAUGGCGACAGCUCCCCAUUUGAUGGAGAAGGAGGAUUCCUGGCCCAUGCCUACUUUCCUGGCCCAGGGAUUGGAGGAGACACUCACUUUGACUCAGAUGAGCCGUGGACACUAGGAAACGCCAACCAUGAUGGGAAUGACCUCUUCCUGGUGGCUGUGCACGAGCUGGGCCAUGCACUGGGACUGGAGCACUCCAACGACCCCAGCGCCAUCAUGGCACCCUUCUACCAGUACAUGGAGACACACAACUUCAAACUGCCUCAGGAUGAUCUCCAGGGCAUCCAGAAGAUCUACGGACCUCCAGCCGAGCCCCUGGAGCCCACAAGACCACUCCCCACACUCCCCGUCCGCAGGAUCCACUCACCGAGUGAGAGGAAGCAUGAGCGCCAGCCCAGGCCCCCCAGGCCGCCCCUAGGGGACCGGCCAUCCACACCGGGUGCCAAACCCAACAUCUGUGAUGGCAACUUCAACACGGUGGCGCUCUUCCGAGGCGAGAUGUUUGUGUUUAAGGAUCGCUGGUUCUGGCGCCUGCGCAAUAACCGGGUGCAAGAGGGCUACCCAAUGCAGAUCGAGCAGUUCUGGAAGGGCCUGCCCGCCCGCAUAGAUGCAGCCUACGAAAGGGCCGAUGGAAGAUUUGUCUUCUUCAAAGGUGACAAGUACUGGGUGUUUAAGGAGGUGACGGUGGAGCCUGGGUACCCCCACAGCCUAGGGGAGCUGGGGAGCUGUCUGCCCCGAGAAGGCAUCGACACGGCUCUGCGCUGGGAACCCGUGGGCAAGACCUACUUUUUCAAAGGUGAACGGUACUGGCGGUACAGUGAGGAGCGGCGGGCCACGGACCCUGGCUACCCCAAGCCCAUCACUGUGUGGAAGGGCAUCCCACAGGCUCCGCAGGGGGCCUUCAUCAGCAAGGAAGGAUAUUACACCUACUUCUACAAGGGCCGGGACUACUGGAAGUUUGACAACCAGAAACUAAGCGUGGAGCCAGGCUAUCCACGCAACAUCCUGCGUGAUUGGAUGGGCUGCAACCAGAAGGACGUGGAGCGGCGGAAGGAGCGGCGGCUGCCCCAGGACGAUGUGGACAUCAUGGUGACUAUCAACGAUGUGCCAGGCUCUGUGAAUGCCGUGGCUGUGGUCAUCCCCUGCAUCCUGUCCCUCUGCAUCCUGGUGCUGGUCUACACCAUCUUCCAGUUCAAGAACAAGGCAGGCCCUCAGCCUGUCACCUACUAUAAGCGGCCAGUCCAGGAGUGGGUGUGAGCAGCCCAGAGCCCUUUCUGUCCACUCGGUCUGGCCAGCCAGGCCCUUCCUCAUCAGGGUCUGAGGGGCAGCUCUGGCCACUGCCCACUGGGGCCAGCAGGGCCCUAGGCCGGGGGUCAUGCAGCUGAAGUGGUAGGUACAUUGGCCUAGGCUGAGCGUGUCGCAAGGAGUGAUGGUGGCUGUGCCCCAGGGUGGGUGUCUGGCACCCAGCUGCCAGCCUUCUGUCCUGGGUAAACUGCUCCCUACCCAAGGGAAUAGGCCAGGCCCCAUCAGGAGGCAGAGACCAUGCCAGGAGGAGGCCCUGUGGUCACUGAAUCCUGUGGUAACAAUGAGGCACCACAGCUCCGUUCCUGGCUGGACCCAGCAUCUUCUGUGGAAGCCAGCACUAGCACUCUCAGCCCCAUCUGGGAGAUGCCACCGAUCCUGGUCCCCUUUUGCCAACACCUGCUGGUCAGAUGUCCCCCUGCCCCUACCCCCACCCCACUGUCCUCCAAGGCUACAAGACCCCUGCUGCCAACAUGGUGGGCAACAAGCCUGGGUUUCCCCUGCUGGCAUUCAGCAGAUCCCUCAGGAAACCUGCUCCACACAUCAGGGUCUCCUCUGAGACCUAGGAUUUAGGGUCACAUGUUGCAGGCAGUGCUGUGGCCCAGCUGGGUCUGACAAGGACCCAGCUGUCACGUCGUGAAUAUUUAAAUGUCCUGUCACUACUGUUUUAAAAGUCCCAUUCUGCAAAGGCUGCUUGAGGCGUUAGGUGAAUUAGAGGUGACUAUCUUGGUGAUGAGGCCAGCGUGGCCAGCCCUUCCCCAGGAGAUAAGGACCAAGGUGCUGCUAAGGCCACUCUAGCACCCAGACACCCCAGGAGCUGGAUUCUGCUCAUGGGGCUAAAGGGCUGGGGCAGGAGCUGACCCUAUUUCUGGAGGCUGAUCUGAGUUGUGACCAUCCUCCACUCCCCUGUCCCUCUUCCCCACUCCCCCAGUCCCCGGCCCUGUUGCUUACUGUCUGGGGCUCAGCCUGAUGUUAGGUGCGUUAGGUGCAGCAGAAAUGGCUCCAGGCCAACAUUCUAAUGGCUUUGGGGUAAUGGGCCCAGGGCAGCCUUCUGAAGUGUUCAGAGCCCACACCCCCAGCUACCCUGAGGCCAACUCAAUCUCUUAGCCUGGAAGCAGUGUUGCUAACAAGCUUGGCCCUUGCUAACCCAGCUUACUGGGCCCAUCAUCCUGCACUGCUCUUUGGAAAAGGGCACCCCCAACUGGUAGCAGUCCCAAUGCUAGGGGCCCACCCUUCAUUGUCUCUGGCAGGAAUUCCUAGGGCUCAGCUUGCCUCUCUUCAACUUGGUAGAGACAGCCCCCUUUGUCACUGAAGAGCCCUAGGCAAGACCAGUGGGUUCAGUGGUGCCCACUGGCUCUCUGCCAAAGCCAAAAGGAGGUAUCAGUCCUCAGGGUGCUGGCAGAGCCUCAGAUGCCAUCCUGGCCCUCUGAGCCUGCAUGGGCCUUGCCCCUACCCUGUGGCCUCUGGGCUUUGGGUUGGCCUAACCUGUAGCAGACAGGGACUACUGUUGCCCUGGGAGCUGUCUUGAGCAAAAUCUCUCUUGUCCCAGAGGCACCUAUGUGGGUCCACUGUGUUCCCUGUCAUCAUCCUUCUGUUUUUUCUCAUUUUGGCCAAGGGCGGGCUCCCUGGGGCGGGUGGGGAACAACUGCAGAGAUAUUAGUGAUUCAUAGGUUUGUAUAGUGUUUUAUACUUUGCAAAGCACUUUAUUAGCUCAUACCUGUCCACUCACAUGAAACUCGUGUAGGCCCUGGGAAGCUUAGGGUACCUCUCACCGUGCCCUCCAGUGAAGCACAGAGAGGUUGUUUCUUGCCCAGGCCAUCGGGUGGGCUGGCUGGGCCUUGGGUCCCCACCUAUGGACACCUCUGGGGUCCAAGAUGAGAUCAGAAGGGUCUCUUUUAUCCAUCUCUUCCUGGCCUCCCUUCUCCCCUUCUAGGUCCCUCUCCACUCCUCAGGUUGGUGCUCUCACUUCUUGAAAGCUCUAGGCUCCCCAGGCUCCCCACUGGCUCCUGGGACUACCGAGGCCAGCUGAGAAAGAGCAAGAGAUGGAGGCCAGCACAGGCUGCAGAUGUGAGGGAUGCGGGGCCAGGCCCGGAGAGGGCUCAGCCUGGAGGCUUCCAAUCUCAGAUUCUCCUGUCUGGUGGUCAUCUGUUUGUCCAUCACCCCAGGACAGGGCAGACAGAGGGGCACAGCACUGGGGACCCCAGAGUCCAGCUUCCCUUGGCCUGGGGAACAUCACAGCAUUUCAGCGUCGGUCACAUUUUAAACUGAUCAGCCUUUGUAUAAUGUUUUUUAAAUCAUUUCUAAAUAAAACAAAAAUACAGAG
Messenger RNA from Mirounga angustirostris (Northern elephant seal), 4693 nucleotides. It is a transcript of the gene MMP24, whose product is annotated as matrix metallopeptidase 24. Gene Ontology annotation, molecular function: metalloendopeptidase activity; zinc ion binding. Bases 1 to 2325 code for a protein of 774 amino acids. Lineage: Eukaryota; Metazoa; Chordata; Mammalia; Carnivora; Phocidae. The record is from RefSeq and is a predicted model, not a curated record. The transcript is spliced from 10 exons. Gene Ontology annotation, cellular component: extracellular matrix. Gene Ontology annotation, biological process: collagen catabolic process; extracellular matrix organization; proteolysis.